AUGGAGAAAUGCGCGCCUGCCAACAUCCCAGAUAGUUGGGUCUAUGUAGAAGGAUUAACAGAAAAAGAUGUAGAAAAAGAUUAUGUAUUCCCUACUAUUAAAUAUUCAAGAAAAAUCAGUUUUUUGAAUUAUCAAAUGUAUUCAGUAAAAGAAUGCAAUACCACUGAUUGUGGAGUUCAAUGUUUGGAAAUGCCGAAAAACCAGGACAACUCGGACAAAUGCGAAAACAUUUUUGAUCGCAAUACUAAUACUAUUUAUCACUCAAAAUGGACAAAUGAAGGAACUACUUUCCCGGCUACUUAUUUGUUCAAUUUCUCUGAGACGGCAAAAUUCAAUUCAUUGCAAUUAAAAAUGAGAUUUGCAAGAGACUGUUUUGGUCUUUUUGAAGUCUUGUGUGGAGAUGAAAAGGAGGAAUUCACAAAAAUUCUUGAAGAAACGAAGAAUUCAACAGAAACUACAAGGACUUACACUUUCGAAGAAAUAUAUCAGUGCAAAUAUCUCAAAUUUGUAGUCAAAAAUAAUGCACAAAAUCAAAACUUCUUGGUAUUCCAAGAUCUCAAUUUGUUCCUUACACAAAAAUACAAAAAUUUGGCGAAACCGACGAGUAGGACGUUUAAUGUAAAUGGAUUCAAAGUAACCAAAAGAGCCGGACAUUUUGAAAAUAAACUAUUUGAAAAUAUCGAGGAGGGAAAAGGAGAAAUAUCUUUUAGAAUGAAAGGAAAACGGUUUGGUAUUUUUGGAGAUUACACUGAGGAUAUGGGGACUUGGGAAGUUCUCGUUGAUGGAAAAGAACCCCUAAUCACUCAAAGAAUGGAAUCAAAAAAAGAGCUGCCGAGAACUCUUUAUGACAUUUUUAUUUUUGAUGAAGGAGUCCAUGAAAUCAAGAUGAAAGUUAAGUCUGGAUUUGUAAACGUCGACGUAAUAGGAUUUGAUUAA
This is a messenger RNA of Entamoeba invadens IP1, 936 nucleotides long. RefSeq lists its product as hypothetical. The record is from RefSeq and is a predicted model, not a curated record. NCBI's taxonomy places the organism in Eukaryota, Evosea, Mastigamoebida, Endamoebidae. The transcript has a single exon. Bases 1 to 936 code for a protein of 311 amino acids.